GAAUAGGAAAGUUGCUGGGUGGUGACUAAAGUGAGCUAUUAACACCUACGUAACGCGACAUUUCAACAACUAUAUAGCCCCGGGUGGGGUUAACGUGUGGAUUUUGGAGUUGUGCAACUCCACUUACGAUUUAAGAGGAUACUCUCAGUUGUGUUUCACCAAUUCAACGAUAGCUAGCUGGCUAAUGGCUACUCCAACUGACAUUUCACUGACACAUGGAAACGUUAACGGUACACGUUGGGGCUGAACUGCACUCAGAGCAGAGGUUCGACAGGAAAUAACAUGCCCUCAAACCAGACAUGACAAGUGACAGUGGAAGGAUGAUCAACAUGAUGGAGGCACCGGGCAGAAACACCAACUUUUCAUAUGAGCAGGAAGUCCCCUCACCCAGCAUGUCCAUUGACAAGCUGCUACCGGCUCUCCUGCAGUGCUUUGGGAUAAUACUGUGUGGAUACAUCGCAGGGAGGGCAAACAUCAUCACCUCCACACAGGCCAAAGGAUUGGGGAAUUUUGUGUCCAAGUUUGCCCUCCCAGCUCUGCUGUUCAAGAACAUGGUGCUGUUGGACUUUGGGAAUGUCAUUUGGCCAUUUCUAUGGAGCAUCCUCAUUGCCAAAGUGUCUGUGUUUUUCCUUGUCUGCGUUCUCACGCUGAUAGUUGCCAGUCCUGAGAGCCGCUAUAGUAAAGCUGGGCUUUUCUCAAUAUUUGCCACCCAAAGCAAUGACUUUGCCCUGGGAUAUCCCAUUGUGGAGGCCCUUUACAAGAGCACAUACCCAGAGUACCUGCAGUACAUCUACCUGGUGGCACCGGUGUCCCUGAUUCUUCUAAACCCCAUUGGCUUUGCUUUCUGCGAGAUCCAGAAGUGGAAGAAUCAGGGAAACCACCAACAGAGAAAAAUCCUGAUCGUGGGGCUUGUAGUGUUGCAGGUCCUGAAGAACCCUAUCGUGUUCAUGGUUGUCAUCGGCAUCAUCGGCCAUUUUGCCCUGCAUCAGACAAUUCCUCCCUUCAUGGCUUCAUUUCUUGAUGGCUUGGCCAACUCUUUCGGGGGAGCAGCUCUGUUCUACUUGGGUCUGUCCAUGGUGGGACAGUUGGGGAAAUUAACCAGAUCCUCAGUCGUGACACUGAUUUUACUCACAACAGCGAAACUGUUGCUGAUGCCGCUGAUUUGUAAGGACAUGGUGGAUUUAUUGGACAAUACCAACACCAGCUCAUUGAACCACUCAAGCCUAUCCAAUUAUGCCUUUCUUUAUGGCGUGUUUCCCACUGCACCAAGUGUGGCCAUCUAUGCUGUUUAUUACAACGCAGAGCUAGAAGUUGUAACCUCUGGGAUGGUGAUCAGCACUUUUCUCUCAGCUCCAAUAAUGUAUGUUUCUGCCUGGUUACUUACGAUGCGCUGGAUGGAUCCUCAGCUUUUGAUGAAUUCACUGCUGAGUGUCAGCUUUAAUAUAAGCAUAGUGACCUUGGUUGCACUGGUUUGUACAAUUGCUGUCAUGUUUUUAAGUAAAAAAUUCAAGAAGCUACCUCACAUGUUUACAAUCAACCUUUUUUUGGCACAGCUCCUAACUUGUGUUGGGAUGAUUCUGUGGAACUUUAUGGUGAAAGAAGACAACUUCAUCGGGCAGGUCCUGACGUUCACAUUAAUAUGUACCUCCCUCUACAGUAGCUUUGUUUGGCCAAGUUUAAUAGCACUCUCUCUUGUGCUCAUGAAGAGUCAUGAGGAUGUGAAAGUCUUACCCGGCAUGUUCCUCAUUGCUGGCUGGGGUAUCCCAGUGUCAAUAACAGCUGUGUUGCUCAUUUCUGGGACAAAAGUGCCUGACACUAUUGACUCAGCUUUCUUUUAUGGCAAACCACAGAUAAUAUGCACCACGGUUGUGCUAGCUCUCAGUAUACUGCUGGGAGGGAGCUCUCUUAUAUGUCUCAGCAGAGGAAGCUGGGCCCACACUGAGGAAAACUCUGCAGAGGAUCUUGUAACUGAGGAUGAUCCAGAGAACCAGUCUCUGUUUGAGCCAACCGCCCCAUCAGGAGAUCCCAACGGAGCGUGCCUCCUGUGUGACUGCGCCCCACCCCAGCCCAUGCCUGACAUGAUCAGCACCACCAUCAACAACACAGCAACCACACUCACAGGUCAGUGUGAGAGCUGUUGUGAGUCCACAGACUGCCUGCUCCAAGUGGAGGAGCUCCAGCAGGUAGAAGAAAGACAAGUGGCCCGUCAUGUGCUCCUCUGUCUGCUUCUGACUGUUGGCUUGUUGGCUAACCUGUCCAGCUGCUUGUGGUUGCUCUUGAAUCCGGUUCCUGGUAGACUCUACUUGGAGCUGCUGUUCUUCUGUGCUGUGGCCAACUAUGGACAGGGUUUGCUCUCUUUUGCUCUCUUUGGGAUGGACAAGCAUUUGAUAAUACUGCCAUUUAAAAAGAGGUUACAUCGUCUGUUUUAUGGAAAGAAGCAAGAAGAGCAACCACAGACUAAUUUACCGGAGGAAAUCAGGAUGACCUGCUCCCAAUUCACCCAAUACCACAAGGACCAGUGUUGUCAUGACAUCGUCAAAAAGAGAAGGUGUGGGAAGCAGACUAUGGUGGAGAUUUUCCUUGGCUGUGACCUGGUGGAGUGGCUGCAGCAGGUGGGCUUGGCUCAGGAUCAGGGGGAGGCGGAGCUCUACGGGAAGCGCUUACAGCAGGGCGGGGUGCUCCAGCACAUCGGGCAGGAACACGGCUUCCAAGACAGUCACCUUUAUUACCGCUUCAUGACAUAAGAAACAAGGUCAACCUUUCUGUUCUGUUUUUAUUAAAGGAAAAUUGCAUUUUCAUUGAGGAAGAAAAUGUCUUCUUUGAUAGAUCUUAAGGUCAGGCCACAUGAAGAAGCAUACUGACUCUAGGAAGUACCAUAAUCUGACAUGCUGUGUGCACACCAUGCACAGUACAGUCCUUCCCAAUGCUGUUUUGUUCAGCACAACAUCCCUGUCGGGUGUUGGAACAGACCACACCUGAACGUGAUGAUGGGUGUGUUCAGAAGGGCAACAGACUUGAAACUUUAAAACUAAGUAAGGCCAGGUCAUCGCACUGUGCAGAGUUGGUCCUAAAGGGAUUUCUAACCAUAAAUGUCUUAUUUAUGUAGUUAAACAUUUAACAUUUCAAUCACCAGUAUACAUUUAGGGAUAUUGAGAUGCAGCAACAUUGCUUCAACGGUCAGUCAGGACAGACUCUGCAUCAUUUUAACUGCAAUGAAACUGGUGAUUAAAAUGAUUACAUUGAAAAUGACUGAGGGCCAUAAUUUCAUAUACAAAAUCAUAAGCAUGUCAUGCCAGUUAAAACAAGUAUUACCAAUUUUAAAGGAUAAAACUAGACGUUGCUGCUUUUUAUUGAAUUUGUUAUCAUUUCAAAUGCAAUGCAAAUACUUGGACUUUCCGUUGGAUUGUUUUUAUGUUGUGUCCUGUUUGGGAUUGACAAUGCAGGCAAGCAAGAAAUCCCAUUAUUCUGCUAAAUGUAUUAUUGUCUUCACUAGGGCACUUCAGAGUGUGUCAUCACUCUUUUACCAACGCCACUUGCCAAAAGAAAAAAGGAACAUGGUUAAAGCUGCCUCCUUUUUUUAAUAGAAUGUUUUUUAAUGUAUGGCUAAGUGAGUUUUACCAGAUAAUUACCUGGUUAUGAAGCUUGAGAGUAUUGUAUCUUUGAUAACCUGUAGUUUAAUAGGACUUGGUUCUGAUGUAAAACAGUUUAGCAGAGCUAGUAUCCUAACAUUUCAACAAACAACCUGCCAGUUCCUGCAUGUUCCAAAUUUGAAUGACAAUGUUGAAAUUAAGAAUUGUUUUUCUGAAAAUGACAAAAUAAGCAACCUUCCUCUUUACAUUAAAAAAGUUAUAAUUUGUGUGAAAUGAGUGUCAUAAUCCAGACAAUGUUAAUGUGUUUACUCGCAAGUGUGCACAUUGACUUUGAGACUUGGGAUGUUACAAGCUGCUGGAAAUCAUUUUUUUUCUCUCAGGUAUACAUAAUUUAAAACACUGCUAAAAUAUAGUUUUGUUGCUUUUUAAAAAGCAAAACGUUUUACAUUUAUGAUGCACUAGAGGUGUAAAAUGUAUUUUUGAUAAGAAAAACACUUUAAUAUACUAGGUGUGUAUUAAUGAUGUGUUUUAAAAAUAAAUGUUAUGCCCAAACCCUCAA
Gymnodraco acuticeps is the source of this 4149-nucleotide messenger RNA. It is a transcript of the gene gpr155a, whose product is annotated as G protein-coupled receptor 155a. Gene Ontology annotation, biological process: intracellular signal transduction; transmembrane transport. The record is from RefSeq and is a predicted model, not a curated record. NCBI's taxonomy places the organism in Eukaryota, Metazoa, Chordata, Actinopteri, Perciformes, Bathydraconidae. Gene Ontology annotation, cellular component: membrane. Bases 300 to 2744 code for a protein of 814 amino acids. The transcript has 16 exons.